Messenger RNA from Alligator sinensis (Chinese alligator), 7076 nucleotides. RefSeq names its product sorbin and SH3 domain containing 2 (gene SORBS2). Gene Ontology annotation, biological process: Notch signaling pathway. NCBI's taxonomy places the organism in Eukaryota, Metazoa, Chordata, Crocodylia, Alligatoridae. The record is from RefSeq and is a predicted model, not a curated record. Bases 695 to 4687 code for a protein of 1330 amino acids. Gene Ontology annotation, molecular function: protein binding. Gene Ontology annotation, cellular component: neuronal cell body; dendrite; synapse. The transcript has 20 exons.
GAAGAACUUGAGAUUAUUGCAGAGAAGCUAUAGGAGUGAAGUGAAGUCUGAAGCAAGGGAAUUGAAGGGAAGGAAUAGAAAGUCCAGGUGGUCAGAGAACUGUUUUGUUUGCUUUCCUUAAGUUUUUGUUGUGGAAUAAGACUGGUCCUGAAAGAGAUUUGGGCAUAGAAAUGAAUACUCCCUAGGCUAGAAAGACAGUCAUCUACCUGUCACAGAACUGAUUACAAUUUAAGAAAGACAUAUUGUUGGCUUAGGAGCUUCUGCUUCUGGACUUAGACCAGGAGGCUGCUGUGCAUCUCUGCUUGUGUGAAAGAGACUCUUGGAUUUGGCUUAAAUUUAAGCCCUAGGAUUGUAAACCCUUCACAAAGGGCUAAAUAAACAAGAUCUCUAUGUACAAGGGCACAAGCACUUACUUCCUCCGUACUUGAAAAACAGCUGAACUCGUCCGUCUGGUUCUGCACUGAGCACAGCUUGGCUGGACUUGACAAUCGAAGCUACCAACUGAAGUGUUUAAAGAACAGUUGAGGCCCAAGUGAACAGAUCAAAAGCCUGUAGAAAGUUACAGAACUGACAGAGUAGGGAACUAUUUCCAAGGUCUCUAUCCACAGGCAGUUUGCCCCUAAGAUGUUAUAGUUUCAAUGAAGAGAGGUUAAGGAAGGACAAUAAGCUAAAUUGCUGCUGUCCAGAAUUACACAUGGUGCCCUCCUGUCUGUUGAAAACUGAAGACUUUUGUAGCAAAACCUCCAGUGUCAAAAUGAAUACAGAUAGCGGUGGGUGUGCUCGCAAACGUGCUGCAAUGUCUGUCAUGUUAACAGCUGUGAAGAGGGUUCAAAGUUCUCCAAACCUAUUGGCUGCAGGGCCUGAUUCUCAGUCUCCAGAUUCAGCUUGGAGAUCUUAUAAUGAUGGUAGUAGAGAGACAUUGAAUGGAGAUGCUAGCAGUUCAUCUCUUGCGGCAAAAGGCUUUAGAAGUGUCCGGCCAAACCUACAAGAGAAAAAAUCACCAACUCAGGCACCUCAGCCACCCCCUAGAAAAGAAAGUUUUUGGAGAACAGAAAUAACUAAUCUCAAAACAAACAGAAUUAAUUUGCAGUCAGUAACAAUCAAGCCAACUAAAAACCUUCCUUCAGAUACUGUCUACUGUACUAACAAGGAGACUGUCCAGAAGACAAUGUCUUCUAAAACAUCUAACACAAGUGCACAAACAAUCACUAAACCACUGGUCUCAGUCUCCAGUGAAAGCACAAGCACCAUAGCUGGCUUUAGUGCUAGUCUUCAUCAAGGGCACAGACAAGGGUCUCAGAAACGUAGAAUUUCUGCCCUAAAAUUAACCCGGACACAAGACCCAACAAAUAGCAUUCCUUGUAAUACACAGCAACAGCCUGAGCCUGUUGAAAUGCCAGCAUUUCCACAAAGACCUGCCUCACCUACCUAUAACUCUGUGCCUGAGAUACACACAGCAUCUCUUUCCAUUCAGAUAGCUCCUAACUUUGACAAUAAAGCAGAGCCUGAAAUCCAAGAACAUCCACCUAAGCUUUCUCCAGACACUUCAAAGAUGCCUUCAAAGGAUAUGGGACAAAAGUCUACAGUUCCUUCUUCUGCACAGUCUGCAGAAUGCCAUGUGCUUGGAAACCAGAAAGUAACUGCCAAUGUGAUGGAGGUAAAUGCUUCACAGACACACAGACAAACUGCAACAGAAGCUUCUCCACUGCCUCCUCCUUCUGUGGUACCAGUUAACAGAACCUCUUUCUCACCAGACAAUGACACCCAUCUAGCAUCAUUUACUUUGCCAGCACUUGAUGAUAUUUUGCCUUCACGCUUUUAUAAAACCCCAGCCCUUUCACAUUUUUCAUAUAAAUGCCCUUUCAUAGCUCCUGAAAAUAUUAUCCACAGGAACGAAACAGCCUCUGUAAUGACAGACUCUGCCAUGAGCGAGUACUCCUCCUGCACAGUGAGUGAGUCCUCCACAGCCAUUCUAGAUGAGCUGCAGACUUGUAACUAUGAUACUACUGACUGUUCUGAAACACCUUCCCCAACCUUGAGCCAGAUGUCUGCUGUGUCAGAUGGUGCCACCUUAACCACCACUGCUGCCACUUCUCAUGCCCAGAUAACAGUGAAUGGGAACUCUGGCACUGCUGCCAGUCCAGUGAGUCAUUUUCAAAGGCCUUUUUCCCCUUCUUCAGCUUACCCUCCACCAGCUUCACUCAAUUCAAACAUUGUUAUCAUGCAGCAUGGCAGGAUGAUGGAAUCCACAGAAACAUACUCACAGCAUGCUCAGGCUGUUGGCAGCAGCACCACCACCAGUACAAUACCAAUCUGUAGAUCUUCAGAGGAAGAGAAGAAAGUCACAGUCAUUAAAGCACCACAUUAUGCAGGGAUUGGCCCGGUAGAUGAAUCUGGAAUCCCAACAGCAAUUAGAACGACAGUUGACAGACCAAAGGAUUGGUAUAAGACCAUGUUCAAGCAAAUCCAUAUGGUUCACAAACCUGAUGAUGACACAGACAUAUAUCACACUCCAUAUGCAUAUAAUACUGGCAGUUACAGCCCAUCCCUUACCGCACAAGCACACCCAGCUGCAAAGACACAGACAUACAGACCAUUGUCCAAAAGCACUUCUGACAAUGGUACUGAUAUCUUUAAGGUUUCAUCUACUAUACCUCCUCCACAAAUACCACCUCCAGUGCCACCACAUCGUCCACGAGACAGGUCAACACCAGAAAAAAAUGACUGGGAUCCUCCAGACAGAAAAGUAGAUACCCGCAAAUUCCGUUCAGAACCAAGGAGUAUUUUUGAAUAUGAGCCAGGGAAGUCAUCAAUUCUUGAACAUGAAAGACCGACCUCCUUAUAUCACUCUUCAACAGACAAAGGCCUGGAAAGACCUUCUAGUUCUGCAAGUACUGCAAGCGACUACAGGAAAAGGAGGAAGUCAGAGCCUGCUGUAAGUCAUCAGAGGGCACACAGCGAUCAAAAUGCAAACAGGCCUAGUCUAGGUCGGGCAGAUACACAAGGCUCAUACAACACCCUCAGAAAACCAUUCACCAGCUCUUCUCCUUCUUCUCCAUCAAAAGCAAAAGGUGGGGAUAUUAGCAGAGUACAUCCAUCCCUGUUCAGUUAUUCAAUGCACAACCACAAUGCCUCAAAUGAGUUAGAUUACUGUAGCACUUACCAACAGCAUUUAGCUGUUCCAAGUGAUUCAAGAAGGGCAGUCAGCUACAAGAAUGGCUGGCAAAUGACUCGUCAGAAUGCAGAAGUCUGGAGCAGCACAGAAGAAACUGCCUCUCCCAAGCGGAAAUCUCGUAGCUGCGAUGAUCUGCUAACAGAUGAUCAUGACAGCUUUGCUGAUGCGCAAGCCAAGUCUGAAAGCAUGGGUUCUCUGUUAUGUGAGGAGGAUUCCAAGGACAGUUGCUCCAUGGUCUGGGCCUCCCCCUAUGUUCCUGACAGUCGCAGUAAUGGUAGGUCAAGGGUUCGUCAUAGAUCAGCCCAUGAUGCACCAGGAUUCCUAAAACUGUACAAAAAAAUGCAUCGUAUCAAUCGCAAAGAUUUAAUGAACUCUGAGGUGAUUUGUUCUGUAAAGUCCAGAAUAUUACAGUAUGAGAAAGAACAGCACAAAAGCAUGCUUCAAGGCUGGAGAGAAUCUUCUACUGAAGAGGUCCCCAGGGACAUGGUUCCUACCAGGAUAUCUGAAUUUGAAAAAUUAAUUCAAAAGUCAAAAUCAAUGCCGAAUCUAGGUGAUGAAACAUUAUCAACAAUAACGCUUGAGCCUCCUAAAAAUGGCUUAUGUCCAAAGAGGCGAUUUUCUAUUGAAUCCUUGCUGGAAGAGGAAAAUCAAGGUAGACAUCCCACUCAGGUACAACGACACUGCAAGCCUAAAACUCUGGUGCCAAUUCAUAUUGAAGUGACCACUGAUGAACCACAAAGAUCUCACAUGGAGUUUUCAGACAGUGACCAAGAUGGAGUGGUCUCUGACCUCAGUGACUUUAUCCAGAUAGAAGGUUCUUCCUUUUGUAGUGAAAGUGACUUUGAUCAUUUUUCCUUCACAUCCUCUGAGAGCUUUUAUGGUUCAGGUCAUCACCACCAUCACCACCACCACCAUCACCACCACCACAGACAUCUCAUCAGUUCCUGCAAAGGUAGAUGCCCAGCAUCCUAUACCCGCUUCACCACCAUGCUAAAACAUGAAAGGGCUAAACAGGAAAGUACUGAAGAUCCAAGGAGACAAGAAGCAGAAUCUGGUCUCUCUAAGAUAGCAUUCCUAGUCAGUCCAGUGCCUUUCCGAAGGAAAAAAAAUGCAACCCCUAAAAAACAGACUGAAAAGACUAAAAGCAAGUCAUCUGUGUUUGAAGCAUUAGACUCUGCUCUCAAAGAUAUCUGCGACCAAAUUAAAGCAGAAAAGAGAAGAGGAAGCUUGCCUGACAACAGUAUAUUGCAUAGACUUAUUACAGAGUUGCUCCCAGACAUUCCAGAAAGGAAUUCAUCUCUGAAAGCUGUUAGAAAGAGUCCCAUGCAACAGCCUUUUCAUCCACUGCCUCAAGAUGGUGCUAUUCAUUGUCCAUUGUACCAGAAUGAUUGUGGAAGAUUACCUCUUAGUGCCUCUUUCCAAGACAUGGAUACAACCAACAACAACAACCAAGACAAUGAUAGUGCACUGUGUUUCCAAGGUGGAUUACCUUCCUUUCCUUUAUUCUUGUGAUUCACUCAUCCAUCCUGUGCCUUUCAUUUUCAACCCCCUAUCAUUUCAUUUUUACUGAGGAUUUCUGCAGUUUAAAAUAAGUGUUCACCACAGAAAGGAUACUGUUUUCCCAUUGAUGUGUCUGAUUAAUAUUAGAGGAAUAAGUUAACUGUCUAUUCACAAAAUUGUAAUAAUCUGGUUAUCAAAUAAUGACAGCAUUAUUUUAGUCACCGAGUUUGGAACAGUGAUUUCCAAUCUGUAAACCAAUGAUCCAUGCUACAAAUUAAACAAAGCCCUGUUUUUAAUAAUUGGGUCCCUAAGAGAAGAGAUUUUUUAGACAAUUGAAAGGGUUUCACAAUAAAAAAAAUAUGCAUUGUAAAGUGAUGGACAAACAGAAAACAAUGUGGUGAAAGCCUUCAUUGCAUUUCUAUUAAUGAACUAUGCAUUCCAUAACAAAAUUAAUAAUAUGUUACACCAACUAUGUCAGUGUAUACAACUGUCAAAAGCUGAGACAUGCUUACUGUGUCCAUUUUUGUACAACUUGAUCAAAGCUGCACGUGCAAUUUUUGUGAAUAGACCCUUAGUCCAUGAAUAAUAAAGAUUCCAUUUUCACUGAGCAAAUGAUGCAAGUUGCAAUUCCAUGGCAACAAAGCUAGAUCUUUUAAUUUAAUUUACAUGUUAACAGUUGCCUUAUCUUUUUCAAAGUGCAAAGUAGAAAAGGAAAAUUAACUAAACUAAAGGACACUGUGAAGGUGACUAUGAAAAAAACCUGAUCCAUCUUGACCGUGAUCCUCUUUUAAAGCUAAUAUAAAGUUAAUUGCUAUCAUCUUGAUAAGUUUAUUGUUAACUUCUGUUUAAAGGAGAAUCAUUGCAUGAAUUUAAAAUAUUUCAAGUGAAUUAAUUCAAUGAAAAUGUAUAUGGCCGUUCCUGAAAUCAUAAAAUUGAUGUGGAGAAAACUAAGACUAUUAUACACGUUGUGCAGUAUCGUCAUUUGUGCUCCUCUUGUCUUGCCUUUAAUUUUCACAUUCUUUUCUGUAAGUUUUGCUAGUGCCACAUUUGGAAAAAAUUAUCAAAGAUGCUGCCAUUCUGUCUCAACUUGUAAAACCAAAUGCAGAGAGUAAAAACAACAGAUUCAGUAAAAACACCUAAUAAUACAAUUUAUAGUUUUACUAGUCAUGUUUUUGAGACAUGGUAAUUAUUUAUACGUCUCAUUGAAAUGCAAUGAGUCAUUAUAAAUAGAACUAGAAAAUGUGUACACAAAGACCCAGAUUCAGUUUCUGCUUGCAUCAGCAAAAAUCUGAAGUAAUGAUAAUUGCUAGAUAGUUAUUAGGCUUUCUCUAGAUGUACAGUAAUAUAACUACAAACAGUAUUUGGCUCUAAUUUUGAAAUUCAGCUCAAAAUAUGGUUUCUGCUAGAAAUAAUAGUCACAGAAAGUCCGGCAUGGUCUCCUAGAGUUGUAUGUUUCUUGUAUAAAAUCAUUCUAUAACCAGUGGUAUUUUCAGUGAAGUUGUAUUUCACAUUUUGGCCUUCUGGUUAUCAGCAAGCUCUCACCCUUUGCGAUACUUAUGUGCAAGGGUUGGAAAAGGUGCAAGAGCCUCUUUCCUCCAACAUAACCCAAAACCAAAAUUUCUUUGCUUUCUGCAAAACUGUGGUGAAAGGUAGUAUGACUAGCCCUCUUGCCCAUCCAUCAUGUUCUCUCAGGUGUCUGCCUGUCCAAUAGAGUUAGAGAACAAACAAGGGAACCCCUUAGAGCAGGGGCUGCCAGCCUGUCACAUGUGUGCCACAGUUGGAAUGGGGACCACCUCAGUGUGUGAUGUGCAGAAGAUCAGAAAGAGGGCAGGCAGCACAGAAGCAGAUAAAACAGAGAGCAGAAAGUAGAACAGUAGAUCAGGCAUGGAACACAUAGUAAGAAGCAGAAAGCAAAGCAACAGAUCAGGUAGGGAGCAGAGGGCAGAGAGCAGAGUGGCACAUAAAGCAGAAGGAAGGGAUUGGAGUGGCAUUCAGAGAGGACACGGGGCUUAACUUGUUGUACACCUGCCAAAAAAGUUUGCCCCCACUGUCUUAGAGCAUCCAAGCAAGAAGAGAACAGGACACUGAACAGAAACUCACUCACUAUAAGGUAUGAUCGACUUUUCAGCAGCAGGCCUUUGGACAGCAGAUACAACUCCAGUUUGGAGCAGUAGCAAGGUGUUUCUACAGACUGCACUGCCCCUAGCCUCUCCAGACAUUUUCUCCUGCAUAGGUAGAAUGGCUCAGCAGCUUUCUCAUUGAGUGCUAUUACUUUGCUCCCAUUCAGAUGAAAUGAUUGCAAUGGCAGUUUCUUAGCACAUGGUAACCAAUGUGUGUUACCCAGGUAUUUCAUUUACUUAUAUCACAGAUCAGAAUAAGCAUACUAUUAUGAUAAUAAAAG